Molecule: messenger RNA, 435 nt
Organism: Juglans regia (Persian walnut)
Lineage: Eukaryota; Viridiplantae; Streptophyta; Magnoliopsida; Fagales; Juglandaceae
Exons: 1
Coding region: 1-435 (144 amino acids)
Molecular function (GO): RNA-DNA hybrid ribonuclease activity; nucleic acid binding
Source: RefSeq, a predicted model, not a curated record
AUGGGUUUGGGUGUUAUCAUCAGAGAUUCAAUCGGCAGUGUACAAGCGGUGGUGACAGGCCCAAAGGAUCAUAUCUCCUCAGCUGCCCAAGCUGAAAGUGUUAUUCUUCUUAGAGCUAUGGAUCUUUGCACAGAGCUUGGCUUCAACCAAGUUUGUUUUGAAGGGGAUGCUAAGGCAAUAGUAGAUGCAGUAAACUCCAAAGGUGAAGACAACUCGUGGAUUGGCCAAAUGAUAAAGGAUAUGCAACUGUUAAUGAGAAGGAAUCAAGCUUGGAGUCUGAGGUUUGUUCAAAUGACAGUAAACAGAGUUGCUCAUAUGGUAGCCAAAUUAGCAAUUAGGGAUAGCUGUGAAAAGGCUUGGCUUAAGGAUGGCCCUCCUGGGGUCUUGAAUGUAGCACUGGGAGAAGAAGUCUUGUGUGUAUUGUUACAUGUUUAA